Desarmillaria tabescens is the source of this 1314-nucleotide messenger RNA. RefSeq names its product Cys/Met metabolism PLP-dependent enzyme-domain-containing protein. The record is from RefSeq and is a predicted model, not a curated record. NCBI's taxonomy places the organism in Eukaryota, Fungi, Basidiomycota, Agaricomycetes, Agaricales, Physalacriaceae. Gene Ontology annotation, molecular function: pyridoxal phosphate binding; transferase activity, transferring alkyl or aryl (other than methyl) groups. Gene Ontology annotation, biological process: transsulfuration. The coding region runs from base 1 to 1314 and encodes 437 amino acids. The transcript has 11 exons.
AUGGCCAACUCAUUUUACAAGGAACCCGAGUUUGACACUAUCCAGCUGCACGGUGGACAGAAGCCGGACACUGCGACCAACGCGAGAGCUGUACCAAUCUAUGCAUCCACGAGUUUCGUGUUCAACAACUCUGCUCAUGGAGCUGACCUCUUCAACUUGAGGGCUACUGGGAACAUCUACUCUCGGAUCGGUAACCCCACUGUUUCUGUUUUUGAAGAUCGUAUAGCUGCCCUCGAAGGUGGUGCUGCCGCUGUAGCAACCGCUUCCGGUCAAGCCGCCCAAUUCCUAGCCAUCUCAGCCAUCGCUGACGCCGGAGACAAUAUUGUCUCUAGUUCCUUCCUCUAUGGCGGAACGUACAACCAAUUCAAAGUGACGUUCAAGAAGUUCGGCAUCGGCGUGAAGUUUGUCACGGACAACGACCCGAAAUCCUUCGCCGCCGCAAUUGACGAUAAAACUAAAGCAAUUUACAUUGAGAGUAUCACCAACCCUAAAUACAAUGUCCUCGAUAUACCCGCCCUCGCCCAGGUCGCCCACGACCAUGGAAUCCCGUUGGUUGUAGACAACACCUUUGGCAUGGGCGGAUAUUUAGUCCGUCCCAUCAAUUUCGGCGCCGACAUCGUUGUCCAUAGUGCUACGAAAUGGAUUGGUGGUCAUGGCACGACUAUCGGAGGCGUCAUUAUCGAUGCCGGCAAGUUCGACUGGAAGAAGUCCGGCAAGUUCCCCGGAUUCACCUCCCCAUCUGAGGGAUAUCACGGUCUCGUGUUCUGGGACACCUUCGGACCGGUCUCUUUCGCAGCCAAAGUUCGAACAGAACUCCUGCGAGACAUCGGCCCAGCCCUGAAUCCCUUCGGUGCAUUCCUUAUCUUGCAAGGCUUGGAGACCCUCAGUCUUCGUGGGCAGCGCCACAGUGAAAAUGCUCUGACAUUGGCCAAGUGGUUGGAGAAGCAGCCACAGGUUACAUGGGUGUCGUAUCUCGGUCUCGAGUCGCACGAAUCGCAUACUUUGGCCAAGCAGCUUCUUCGGCCGGACACUUUCGGCGGGAUGCUAAGCUUCGGGGUCAAGGGAGGAGCUGUUGCAGGAAGCACGCUCGUUGACAACCUCAAGCUGGCUAGUCAAUUGGCUAACGUUGGCGAUGCUAAAACCCUGGUUAUUCAUCCUGCUACAACGACACACGCCCAGUUGAAUGAAGAGGAGCAGAAAGAUUCUGGUGUUACUCCCGACCUAAUUCGGGUUUCUGUCGGCAUUGAAGCUAUUUCAGAUAUCAUUGCUGAUUUCCAGGCAGCGCUAGAAACUGUGUCAAAGGCAGUAGCAUGA